Molecule: messenger RNA, 1320 nt
Organism: Fraxinus pennsylvanica
Lineage: Eukaryota; Viridiplantae; Streptophyta; Magnoliopsida; Lamiales; Oleaceae
Source: the annotation of a GenBank genome assembly
AUGUCGAGUGUAUCACAAGUGACGCCGGUGGCUCCUGGUUCCGAGCCUGAUCGGACCACUACCCAAUAUUCAAACUCCGCCCAACUCCACCACCACCCGCCACCAGGCACCGACAGCACCGUAAUGGGAUCCCUUCGUUUGAUUGAAUUACAACUAGUGGCAUUCAUUAUGGUUAUUUCAGCCAGUGGCCCUGUUCCACUCCUUCAUCUCAUCUUCCCAGCCUUCGUCACUGCUUAUAUUAUCGUGCUUUCGCGUUUACCCUUUCCAGCACACGGAAAAAUAUCGAACUCACUCGAAAUAUACCAAGGCAGUCGCUUUUUUCGAUUCUACGUAAUUGUCGGAACAACUGUUGGCCUAUUUUUUCCAUUGGCUUAUAUUUUGGGUGGAUUUGCUAGAGGAGAUGACCAUACUGUUCGAUUAGCCACACGUCAUUUGUUCUUGCUGUCUUUCCAAAUACUCACAGAAAACAUCGUAAGUGGGUUGUCGUUGUUUUCGCCUCCUGUGCAAGCACUUGUCCGUUUACUUUACACCGUUCGGAGGAUUUUUGUCUAUCUUGAUUGGAUUAAGGAUGUUUGGAUUAACAAAACCUUGCCUGCAAAUGCUGCACUCCAGAGAAGAAACAGGUGUACAAGUAGGCAGCAGCAACAAAGUGGCGGAUGCAAUUCACACAACAAUGGUGAAAACAACAAAAAUGAAGAGAGUAAAAACAACCCAGAUGGAGUAAUUGUAUUGGGUGUUUAUAUUCAUUGUGAAGGAUGUCAAGAUGAAGUGCUUCGAUGCCUCCGUGGGUUUGAAGGAGUCGAGAAGAUUGAAAUUGAUGCGAAAACUCACAAGGUUAUUGUAAAGGGGAAAAAAGCUGAUCCUAGUAAAGUGGCAGAGAGGUUAAGGAAGAAAAGUGGGAAGCAUGUGGACUUGAUUUCUCCAAUUCCGCCUAAGGAAGAAAAAAAGGAGGAGAAAAAACCAGAGCCUCCAGCAGUGAUUGAAGUAGUGUUGAAGAUUUAUCUGCAUUGUGAAGGGUGUGCUAAAGAGGUGAAGCAUUGUAUUCACAAGAUGGAAGGAGUGCAAACUGUGAUUCCAGAAAUGGAGAAGAAUCUUGUGACUGUAAAAGGAAGUAUGGAUGCAAAGAAACUGGUAGAGUUCGUCAACAAGAGAGGUGGAAGGCAUGCAGAGAUUGUGAAGGAAACUAAUACUGAGAAGAAAAAAGAAAACAAUGAAAAUGAAAACAGAACUGGGGCGGUUUACCCAAACUAUCCUUCGGAUUUGGUUUAUGCCCCUCAGUUAUUCAGUGAUGAGAACCCCAAUUCCUGCUUUAUUAUGUAA